Messenger RNA from Chondrus crispus (carragheen), 231 nucleotides. RefSeq lists its product as hypothetical. NCBI's taxonomy places the organism in Eukaryota, Rhodophyta, Florideophyceae, Gigartinales, Gigartinaceae. The record is from RefSeq and is a predicted model, not a curated record. The transcript has a single exon. The coding region runs from base 1 to 231 and encodes 76 amino acids.
AUGGGCGGGACGAGGAAUGGGGGUAGCAAACAGUCGGGCCGUGUCGUACAGCUGUGCGGUAUGCGAGUACGUGUUGGGGAGAGUGAAUUGUGGCAAAGAUGGGGUCCAAUUUACAUAAUUCACAUGAGCCUGCCGCCGCGAAAACAGAUUAAACUUGCAUACCUACCGCCCCCCUCCGCCUCCUUCCCCGCCGCCUUCCCCGCAACAGCGGCGCAAUCGGAACUCGCCUGA